CAUGUUUAUGCAAGGAAAUAUAAUGAACCCCCACUACCUGAAUAUAUUUCAUUGUACAAUCUAGCGAUAGUGCUCCCUUUUUUACUUCCAGAUCAUAUGCUCAGCCAUAUUCAUUCUCUCUCCUCAAAAACCUAUCAUCUCCAAUUCUCCAUAGCAUAAACUUAAAAUUACUAUCUUGUUGAGUUCAUUGCUUUUUCUUAAUUGAUAGUUAAUGGGGUCCAUGUUCGGGGACUGGCCCUCAUACGACCCUCACAAUUUCAGCCAACUUCGCCCUUCUGAUCCUUCAAAUGCUUCUACAUUGACAGCUGCCACCUACCAUCCAACUCACAAUCGUACUCUUCCACCACCUGAUCAAGUUAUCUGUACAGAGAGCAAAAAUAUUCUGAUUAGACACUUCUAUAAGCAUGCAGAGGAUAAGCUGAGACCCAAAAGAGCUGCUUCAGAACACCUUGCUCCUGAGAAUGGAGUCAAGCAUCCAAGAGCAUCUUCCUCAGGAACUGCUGUAUGAAAUAUUGCCUGUAAUACAUCUUGAUCUUGUUAUAUAGUCAUGUAUAUAUUCUUGUAAUGUAACAAUCAUGUAGAUGCGAUAGUUCUGGACAGAAGUUUUUUUUCUUUGAAGUGUGUGUGUGUGUGUGGGAGGGGGGAGGGGUCGGGGGUCAUAAACUCAUAAUUAGGUUAAUAAGGACUUUGUGAGCGUAACAGAUUUGCCCGAUGUAGGGUGAUGAGGAAUCUAGCUCCAGACCGGGGCUGUCGAAGAUGAGCAGUGAGAACUGCUGUAAAUUCAACUUUUCUUGACAGAGGAUUUAGGUUUGUAAUGGUUGUGGCUUGUAUAUCAGUGUGCAUAAUCAAUCAGACAAUCAAUGUAAUUGAUCUAUGCUGUGCUUGUACUCCCUUAGUCCCUUAUAGUGUGCAUUGUGUCCUCUGAUACUCUACUUGGUACCUGCAUCAGGUCCCAGAUAAGCUUGUGAUAGUAGCUGCUUGCAAUUUUUGGUUGCAGAUUAAUAUUUUUAAUUACAUA
Molecule: messenger RNA, 1018 nt
Organism: Beta vulgaris subsp. vulgaris (sugar beet)
Lineage: Eukaryota; Viridiplantae; Streptophyta; Magnoliopsida; Caryophyllales; Amaranthaceae
Product: DET1- and DDB1-associated protein 1
Exons: 4
Coding region: 212-508 (98 amino acids)
Biological process (GO): positive regulation of proteasomal ubiquitin-dependent protein catabolic process
Cellular component (GO): Cul4-RING E3 ubiquitin ligase complex
Source: RefSeq, a predicted model, not a curated record